Messenger RNA from Tarenaya hassleriana, 1444 nucleotides. RefSeq lists its product as uncharacterized. Bases 93 to 1337 code for a protein of 414 amino acids. Lineage: Eukaryota; Viridiplantae; Streptophyta; Magnoliopsida; Brassicales; Cleomaceae. The transcript is spliced from 7 exons. The record is from RefSeq and is a predicted model, not a curated record.
AUUUUUCAAACCCUCUCUCUCUCCUCCUCCUCCCUCUCUCUCUCUCUAUCACGUUGUUCACCAUACACGGUUGAGCUCCGACCGCUCUCGAAAUGGGGAAGAAAGAAGAGAGGGAUCACACAACAGUGAACGACAAAAUUGAAACCGUUCUUCAUCUCCUCCAUAAACAAUCUCCCCUCACUCUUAAACAGGAGAAGUUCUGCAACAGAGAAUGCGUGGAGAGGUUCUUGAGGGCCAAAGGAGACAAUGCGAAGAAAGCAGCUACAAUGUUGAGAGCUUGCCUUUCAUGGAGGUCCUCUCUUGGCGUUGAUGGUCUGAUCGCUGACGAGUUCAUGGCGGAGCUCACCGAGGGUUUGGCCUACGUAGCUGGCUACGACGACGAGUUCAGACCCGUUUUGAUUUUCCGCGUCAAACAAGACUAUCAGAAGCUGCACUCGCAGAAACUGCUGACUCGUCUAGUGGUGUUUACAUUGGAGGUGGCGAUCUCAACCAUGUCCAAGAAAGCCGAACAAUUCGUUAUCCUAUUCGACGCAAGCUUCUUCAGAUCGGCAUCAUCCUUCAUGAACAUGCUCGUCUCCACGCUGAAAACAGUAGCAGAGAACUAUCCAUGCCGCCUCCACAGAGCUUUUGUCAUUGACCCCCCUUCACUUUUUUCUUAUCUUUGGAAGGGUGUUCGAUCCUUUGUGGAACUAUCGACGGUCACGAUGGUCGUGUCAUCGUUAGAUUAUCAAGACUCGUUUCACUACGACUGCGACCACUUCUCCUCGUGCCCAUCACGAGUCUCGUCCCUCCGAUUUGACACGUCAUCGAUAAAAUCAAUGGACAAGAUCGGCCCAUGCUCUUCCUCUAGGUUCGCCUUCACCGUAUCCCACCGCGGCCUCGACGCACUCAAGCCGUGGCGCCUCACUCUGACCGACACGUCAGCAUCCAAGCUGGGGCCCGACAGCGCAUACAUUUCGCCGCUCAACGCGCGUUCGUUCUCCUUUGCGUCACCGGCGGCUACAUGCGAGCCACGUGGCGGGCGGAGGGGCUUCUUCACGGCCUCCACGCCGAUGCCGGCGAGGACGACUGAUCGUCACUUUAUCGGAACCCUUCGUUACCCGCGGACGCCGCGCCCGUCGUUCUUCCAGUCUCCGGCGGUUUUCUUCAGGCGGGACUGCCGCGUAAGCAAGGCCGAGAAGCCACGAGAGUCGUUCGUUCCGUUCGUCAAGUUUUAUCGUAGACCGUACGAUGAGAUGACUUACAGGUCAAAGAUGCGGCCCCCGCUCGGUGGACUUGUUUCCAUCGUCUGUCCGCAAAUCAGAAGACGCCACGUGUCAUUAUCUCAACGUUUCUAAGACCAACAAGAGUACAUAGGGUUUUAAGUGUUGUUACUAUUCUCGUUCUCUACUAUUUGACACAUUUCCUAAAAGUUUGUCCAAUAAUCAUUUUGAUCGUUUCAUUA